Messenger RNA from Penicillium expansum, 1746 nucleotides. Its product is annotated as glycoside hydrolase family 71 protein. The record is from RefSeq and is a predicted model, not a curated record. The transcript has 6 exons. Gene Ontology annotation, molecular function: glucan endo-1,3-alpha-glucosidase activity. NCBI's taxonomy places the organism in Eukaryota, Fungi, Ascomycota, Eurotiomycetes, Eurotiales, Aspergillaceae. Gene Ontology annotation, biological process: mating projection tip cell wall disassembly. Bases 1 to 1746 code for a protein of 581 amino acids.
AUGCCAAAAGACAAUCGUCGACAGACCGACUUGUCUUUGCACACUUUAUGCAACAGAAAGAGCGCAUCGGACUAUGACGAUGACAUGAAGCGUGCUAAAUCUCUGGGGAUUGAUGCAUUUGCUUUGAACAUUGGUGUAGACCCCUAUACUGAUCAACAACUCCAACUGGCAUACGACUCGGCCGCCAACAAUAACAUGAAAGUCUUUCUGUCAUUCGAUUUCAACUGGUGGCACAUUGACCAGGCCACGGCAGUUGGCCAGAAGAUUGCCCAGUAUGCUAGCAAGCCUGCACAACUUCUCGUUGACAACAAGGUGUUCGUUUCAUCCUUCGCCGGGGAUGGAAUAGAUGUUGCGGCAUUGCGAGCUGCAGUUGGAAGAUCGAUCUUUUUCGCACCCAAUUUCCACCCUGCUACUGGGACUGACAUCUCGCCUGUUGAUGGUCUGUUGAAUUGGAUGGCGUGGCCAAACAACGGAAACAACAAAGCUCCAACUCCAGGUCACGAUGUCUCUGUUGCGGACGGAGAUCGAGUAUAUGUCAACGCCCUUGGUGGAAAAGCUUAUAUUGCCCCUGUAUCCCCGUGGUUUUUCACACAUUUCGGACCCGAGGUUUCUUAUAGCAAGAAUUGGAACUUCCCAUCUGAUCUCCUAUGGUUUAACAGAUGGAAUGAGAUCCUGGCGUUGAAACCACGAUUUAUCGAGAUUGUGACAUGGAAUGACUAUGGAGAGUCUCAUUAUAUUGGUCCUUUGAACUCACCACAUACUGACGAUGGAGCGUCAAAAUGGGUCAAUGACAUGCCCCAUGAUGGAUGGCUGGACAUUUCCAAACCAUACAUCGCUGCGUUCAAGGCAGGAGACUCAUCUCCCAACAAUCAUAUCUCAUCUGACGAGUUGGUCUACUGGUAUCGACCCGCACCACGUGGGGUGGACUGUGACUCUACAGAUACUUGCAUGGUACCAGCCAGCAAUGGGAGUGGAAACUACUUCAUGGGUCGUCCGGAUGGCUGGCAGUCCAUGGCCGAUUCUGUCUUCGUUGUGUCAUUACUUAAAUCCCCAGCCACAGUGCAGGUCAACAGCGGCGGGACUGUCUAUAAUUACGACGCACCAGCAGGUGCAAGUGCAAAGGAGGUGCCGAUGGGAGUUGGCGCACAAAGCUUCGCGGUCAGUCGCGAUGGACAAACUAUUCUGUCAGGGACCAGCUUGAAGGAGAUUAUUAACGGUUGCGUGUGUGGCUUGUAUAACUUCAAUGCCUAUGUCGGAACCCUUCCAGCAGGAUUCCACGACCCCCUCCUUCAGGAUGGGCUCUCUGCCUUCAAACAGGGCCUGCGUGAUCAGACAUGUCAACCAACUCCCUCAUUAGGUACAGUGCCUCCAGCUCCUCCAUCUUCAAGUUCGAGUAGUAGCUUCCCAAGUCCUCCCCCAAGUACGACAACACCCCCUGGAAAAUGCUCUGCUACUCCUACCACUGUCGUGGUUACCGUUACAGUCACUCAGCCUCUGACUCCAUCAGGUUCUUCCCCUCCAAGCCCAACUGGCGGUGGAAACGGUGGAGGUGGUGGAGGUGGUGGUAGGACCUGCAUUGCCGGAACAGGAUCCAACAACUACAUUGGGCUUACGGGAGUCCAGUCACGAGUCCGCCGUCAACUGGAGUUCAUGGGGUGCCUCUUGUCGGCGAAGACGAUUCGUAUCUGGGUCUUUGCAGUUUUGCAUGCGAUCAUGGCUAUUGUCCCCCUACGGCCUGCAAAGUAG